AUGAAUGGAGUCAUGGAGCCUUUUCCGGCUGGCGACCGUGUCUCAAAUUGUGCCAGCCUGUCCCAGGAUGCUUGGACGAAGGAAGUGCAGCUACUCCUUCGCGACAUGCCUGAAGUCCUUGACGACUCUCCUCAUCAAGAAGCUGCUCGAGAGGAGGCGAUCAUGCUCUUGAGGAAUGUGAUUGCGUUGCGGUGGGGCUACAUCAUAGGAUUGAAAGACAAAGUCCCUGGUUCCCAUUUCAAGUCUUUGGUGGGCGGAAUGGUGUCGACUCUGAAUACGCUACUUGAGGUUCAUGGGCCUCACAUUCCCUUUUGCCCGAAUCCACCUGACAAACAGCUUGAAUUGGAGAAUGAGAAUGCCAGCCCAGAGAAACCCCUGCCCCCACCUGAUGAAGGCAGCAGUACCACAGCCAGCAGCAAAUCCGCACCUCCGAGUGUACUGCCACACGACUUCAAGUUCCUUACAGUGCAUGUGGACGGCAAGAGUGAAGUUUGGACAUGUCUGCAGGUGCCAUCAGUGUGGGGAGUUGAUGGGUAUGUGAACUUCUACGGGAUGAGCGAAGUUUGGAUGUACAAGACCAAAUUUUUCGCGUGGUACACCAAGUCUUUCAACGAGUUCUACUUGCCGACAGCCGCGUUUCUGGAAAUGUCCCCUGGUCAUGUCAUGAGACGAAGCACUUACAGAGGAGAUGACAAGCCGACCCACUAUCUCCCGGUGGAUGCGGCUUCUGUCAUGGGUAUUGUGUGUGUGGUGGGCAGCAUACUGCCAGCAAAAUCUCUGGCUCGCGAAGCUAUGCUGAUCUCAGUCACGACUCUCAAGAAGAUGGAAUCAUGCGUGGAAAACCCAGAGAGAGAGUUGGUUGCUCCCCUGCGAAACGGGGAUAAGCUCAGGUUGGAGACUAGGUCCACUGGCUUGUUUGCUUUGUCCGACCUCAAACACUUUUUCAAGAAGCUGGGAAUCGACUUUACCAGGUUCAGCAAAAAAUUGCCAUCAGAUGCUGCGGAAGUUGGCAUCCCCGAGAUUAUCUGCACCAUGUUUCGAAUGAGGUGUGAUCCUUCGAGCCAAGAUCCGAAUUCACCCAUGAACCGCUUUCUGUUCAGACUAGUUCACAAAUGGUGUCAGAAAGUUGAAGCAUCAAUGGAACAGAAACUGCAGGAGACCUGUCCAGAUCCCAGCGUUGGGGCACGAGUUCAUCUCUUUUUGAAAAGCUCACGGAUGAAAGGCAACAAAGCUCUCCAGCUCAGCAUUGUCGGCCGCUUCUCAGCAAGGAGUGCAGGAUUUAUGACUACCAAGAACACGACCUUAGCUUCGCUGGGUGUCCUUCCGGCCAACAGCAGUCUUGCCCAACGAACGUGCCAGGAGUAUGCCAUGCGGUACUUGAUCAAGUCAAACCAGCACAUGAGUGAAGCCCUGUUGCAAUCGAAAGUGGUAAACUUCACCUUUGACGCGGCAUUCGUUGCUGAAGAACACGUGCUCACCGUUGUCUUUCGGUCCAUUGGUAAGCAGUUCUCGGGAGCCACCCAGUUGCUGCCGACUGGUCUCAGUGCUGAGCAGUCACAGAAAGCCUUACAGGCCUUCUGCCAAGCAUUCAAGACAAUGUACUGCCAGUCUGGUCAGGUGCCGUCCAUCCCACAGAAAAUUGACUUUGGGUGGAAGGAAUUUCGAGUGCCCACGAAAAACAUGCUCAUGGGCAUUAGCAAUGCGCUGGUGCAAAUCAUGCCACCUGAUUUCACUUUGCAAAAGUGCAUUCCUCCGGUCCGUUUGGUGCCUCGAGCUACUCAAGCUGACCGGCUUCUCUUGACUGAUGACGAGAAGACAAUGCUUGGAUUGGGACCUUGGGCCAAAGACUGUGACCUCUACUUUGUCUACAACUACGCCUCACAGACGUGCUUUGUGGACUUUAUCGAGGACAACGACUUCUACAAGCUGUGCUUUUCAGCGGAUGAAGGGACUGAGGGCUUCCUGGUGUUCCUGCACAUGAGUUGCUGCGGGGUCUACGCGACCUUUUGGCCGGACUUACUGCACAAGCUUGCGAGGAGAUGCUGCUACGCCAUGCAGCGAAGCAAGGCUCAUUUGACACUUCGGAGGAUCAACAAACUCUUUCGGUUGGACAGAGGACCAUGGAGCACCUCGAAGUUCGGCAAACAGUUGAGUGAUGCCCGCAAGAUGCUGAUUGAUGGUCUUCAAUCCUCUUCGCUUGAUGAGUCGGUGAUUGAAAGUUUCCUCCCUGGCAUAGCCAGAGACUACAACUUGUCCGCAGACGGCUUCACAACUGUGGAUUUUCUGCGAGUCCUACAAGCCAAGAGAGGAAACCACGUGUUUUCCACAGAGCACAAGGAUACCCGUUGGUUCUCGUGGUGGGACCACGCUGCCAAACAUGACUCUUCUUGGCAUACCCAGGCUCUGACUCAUAUGAUGUUGUGGGUGGCAGAAGGCGAGAACCCUUGGUCGAAGCUGACACCUCAGGUGGAAGGCGAUAGCAAGAACCCGACCUCUUUUUCAUCCCGGCAAUUUGCCUGGAACGUCUUGAGUGACGACACGAACCAAGAUGAAAUGAGGUCAAUGCUGACUGUCUUCAAAAGCAUGAGGAUCUAUGCAGCAGAGUACGACAGAGACCUUCAGAGACAGGAUACAGCAAGCGCAAAGCAUGCAAUCAGCCUGGCAAGCGGCAAGCGCGUGCAGAAGCUGAUCAGGAAGACAAUUUCGGAUUCGACGUCUCCAGCAAGUUUGCAGUACAUUGGUGCCUGCGACCCUUCACCAGAGUCGGAGGAUGUCUUGCAAUUCCACAGCGACCUGUUGAUGUACCAGAUUGAAGGUUUGCAGGGCAUUUCGCCUGUUCACCAGUCUUUCCCGUGGAGAGUCGUGCAGUGUUUGGACCCAGCAUCAUGGACGACAGUCCUGAAAGAUAUGAAGGAGAUUUGGCAGUUCACCACUGAGUUUGCAGAUACACUUCGGCAGAAUGAUGCUCUUUUCAACGAACUGCAAGUGACUCGCUUCCAGAACUUCCGAGACACCAUGACAAAAGCAGAGUACUUCAAGUUUGACCCAGCUCGGAUGGGAACGCCGAGCUCAGCCCCGUUCGAGGAGUCAAUCUUGAGCAUUUGCGGUUUGACAUCGACUUCCAAAAUGGACAGCUUGCUGUCGUCCCUGCCGUGUGAGCUCGCGUUCAACCAGCUCAGGGACGCCUGCCGCAGACACAGCAAAAUGGAGAAGGCCAAUGGAGCAGCUUUGUUUUCAGUAUGUUCAAAGGCAAGUAUGAAGCACUGUUUCGGCGCUGAAACCCUUGAGCUUUCUGCCGAUGAUUGGGCGCAAAGCCUCCAAGGACGCAAAGAAGUCAAGACGCAGGUGCAUUCAGCCAUGCGAUGUACCGACGUGUCACUGGGGAUCAGCGCGGAAGGUCUUACAAGGAACCGGUCGUCGAAGCAGUUCACCAAACCACACAUCUUUGCCUAUCGACUACAGCUACUCCAAGCCUUGUCCAAGGCAUUUCAUGACUUCGAGGGGGCCGAUCCUGAUGAGCGCCGAGAUCACAUCAACGCCCUCUACAGCAAGAUGUGGGUGAGCAAGGUGGUGCCGGAGCUUUGGUUCCUUCGGAACAAGGGAGAUCCGGACGAUGGUGACAAUUCCUUGGUGGUGGUUCGAAGUGGGCCAUUUACCCUAGGUUGUGUGCUCAUGGUCAAGUGCCAGGACGGCAACUACAAAUUCCAGGACGACCCCUACGUGUUGGCUUUACCUGGUGACUUUGAUGAGCGAGAAGUUGCACACAUGGCGCCAAUAGUCAGCACAGAUGGCUUUUUGCGCUGGCACCGCGACGGAGAUUGGAUGGGCUUGGCCGACUACAUCGCUGAUGUCGGCAUCAUCACCAUGCCAGCCAGUCUUUUUGGAUUGGUUUGCAGAGAAAUGAAGCUCAAGACUGGCAAGCUUGACCACAUCAACCGGUGUGAGUUCUUUUUGAAACACAUGGGACGUUCACCAGACAUGAUUGAGAAAAUCUUGGAGCAGGUCCGUGCAAACCAGAAACAGAGGAAGCAGACCAAGAAGAAAAAGGCUGAAGACGGUGAGGACGAGGAGGACAGACUUAGAUUGCAUGUUUCUGCAUUUUCUGUUAGUUGGUAG
Molecule: messenger RNA, 4116 nt
Organism: Cladocopium goreaui
Lineage: Eukaryota; Dinophyceae; Suessiales; Symbiodiniaceae
Source: the annotation of a GenBank genome assembly